Molecule: messenger RNA, 3783 nt
Organism: Corylus avellana
Lineage: Eukaryota; Viridiplantae; Streptophyta; Magnoliopsida; Fagales; Betulaceae
Product: glycosyl transferase family 1 protein
Molecular function (GO): glycosyltransferase activity
Source: RefSeq, a predicted model, not a curated record
UUUUUUUUUUCCAACAUCACAAAAAAUCCAUUUUUCUCCAAAGUUGACAAUUAAUUACAACGACCAAAUACGUACACGUCAUCAUCAUCACCAUAGCCCAAUCGCUCUCUGACCUUUCACUGCUCUUACAUCCCCUCUGCUUGUACUCGCAAGUCCCAUUCCAUACCUACUGUGUGUAGAAAAUACCCAUUAGAGAACUUCGUCUAUUAGUCUUUUUGUUGUUGUUUGUUUUACCUUUUUUCUUUUCUGAUAUGAAUUUGAUGUGUUUGGGUUAAGUUUGAAGUUUUUGAAGUAAAACCUGUAAUUUUGGAUGGAACUCUAAAUGGGUUCCCUGGAAACCGGGCAAACGUUGAAGAGAGAUAACCUUUUCCGGUCUUCAUCAGCUGGUAGAACCGAGAGGCACCCAUUUCCACAGAGACCCAGAUCGAGGUUCUCAAAGUUUUUUUUCUUCAAGAAGCUAGAUUACUUCCAAUGGAUUUGUACUAUGGGUGUGUUCCUCUUCGUUGUGGUGUUCUGCCAGAUGGUUCUGCUUGGUUCGGAGGUGGAAAAGUCUGGGGCAUCACUUGAAGAAGACUUGGAAGUGAGUUAUGAUGAUGAUUUUAAGCUUUUGAAAGAGAUGGGCGCGUUUGAAUUUGGGGAGGAUGUUAGAUUUGAGCCUACUAAGCUAUUGGAGAAGUUUCAGAGAGAAGCUAGAGCGGCAAAUCUGUAUUCUUCUGCUUUCAACAGGACACUACAACGUUUUGGGUGCAGAAAACCCCAGCUUGCAUUGGUUUUUGCGGAUCUGUUGGUCGAUUCUCAAAAAAUACUGAUGGUGACAGUUGCAGCUGCAUUGCAGGAGAUCGGCUACGAAAUUCAGGUUUUCUCUCUUGAAGAUGGCCCUGUGCAUGAUGUUUGGAGAAAAAUAGGAAUUCCAGUCACGGUUAUUCAAACAUGUGAUAAGACAGAGAUCGUUGUAGAUUGGUUAAACUAUGACAGCAUACUUGUGAGCUCUUUUGAAGCUAGAGGCAUCUUUUCAUGUUUUGAGCAGGAACCUUUCAAGUCGUUACCUCUUAUAUGGACCAUCCAUGAAAGAUUGCUUGCUACUCGUUCAAGACAAUAUAUUUCAAGUGGUCAGAUUGACCUUUUAAAUGAUUGGAAAAGAGUUUUCAACCGUUCUACCGUUGUUGUCUUCCCAAACUAUGUCUUGCCGAUGAUUUACUCCACAUUUGAUGUCGGAAACUUUUUUGUUAUUCCGGGUUCUCCUGCUGAAGCAUUGGAAGCAGACACCGUAAUUGCCUUACACAAAGAUAAUAUGCACGUCCAGAUGGGUUACGAGCCUGAAGAUGCUAUUAUAGCAAUUGUGGGAAGCCAAUUUUUGUACAGGGGUUUGUGGCUGGAGCAUGCCAUUGUUUUACAGGCUUUAUUACCAACCCUUUCAGACUUCCCAUCAGAUAAUAAUUCCAAUUCUCGACUCAAAAUCAUCAUUUUAAGUGGGGAUUCAACAAGUAGCUAUGGUCUGGUUGUGGAGGCAAUUGCUCUUGAAUUGAAAUAUCCGAGUGGCAUUGUGAAGCAUAAAGCUCUUGAUGUGGAUGCAGACAAUGUCUUAAGCAUGGCUGAUCUUGUGAUAUAUGGAUCCUUCCUUGAAGAGCAAUCUUUUCCAGACAGUUUGAUGAAAGCCAUGUGCUUCGGGAAACCCAUCAUUGCCCCAAAUCUCUCCAUGAUAAGGAAAUAUGUUGAUGACAGGGUGAAUGGCUAUCUUUUCCCUAAGGACAAUACUAGGGUUCUGACACAAAUCUUAAGGCAAGUGUUCUCAAAAGGAAAAUUAUCACCACUAGCUCGCAAUAUCGCCUCAAUAGGAAGAAGUACGGCGAAAAACCUGAUGGUUUUGGAAACUGUUGAGGGAUAUGCUUCGCUCCUUGUAAAUGCUUUGAAUCUCCCAUCAGAUGUUGCGCUUCCUAAGGCUGCUGCAGAAAUCCCCCCCAAGUUUAAGGAAAAGUGGCAAUGGCAUUUAUUUGAAGGAGUAUCAGGUUCGACGAAUAUGAACAGCACUUUGAGAAGUUACACAUUUUUAGAAAAGUUUGAGCAGCAACGGAACUACACUCAAAGAGAUAGAUCUGGGGCUAUAAAUGCUGCUGAUGAAUCGUUUUUAUACAGCAUUUGGGAGGAAGAGAAAAACUUUCAGAUGGCUAAUACCAGAAGAAAAAGAGAGGAAGAAGAGUUAAAGGAUAGAACUGAUCAGUCUCAUGGAACCUGGGAGGAAGUUUAUCGAAAUGCCAAAAAGGCUGAUAGAUCUAAGCACGAUUUGCAUGAAAGGGAUGACGGGGAGCUUGAAAGGACUGGUCAACCGUUGUGCAUUUAUGAACCUUACUUCGGGGAGGGUACCUGGCCUUUCCUUCACAUCUCUUCUCUUUAUCGUGGGAUUGGGCUGUCCAGUAAAGGCCGGAGACCUGGAGUGGAAGAUGUUGAUGCACCUUCUCGGCUUCCGCUUCUUAGUAGCUCUUACUAUCGAGAUAUACUUGGUGAAUAUGGAGCCUUUUUUGCAAUUGCAAAUCGGAUUGACCGCAUACAUAAGAAUGCUUGGAUAGGUUUUCAGUCUUGGAGAGCAACAGCAAGGAAGGCAUCUUUGUCUAGAAUCGCUGAAAAUGCAUUAUUAGACUCUAUCCAAGCGCGGAGGCAUGGGGAUGCACUCUACUUUUGGGUGCGCUUGGAUUUGGAUCCACGAAAUCCUUUGCAGCUGGAUUUUUGGUCAUUCUGUGAUGCUAUAAAUGCUGGAAAUUGCAAGUUCGCAUUUUCUGAGGCUCUUAAGAGGAUGUACGGUGUUAGGUAUAAUUUGGAUUCAUUACCUUCCAUGCCUGUAGAUGGCGGCACUUGGUCUGUGAUGCAGAGCUGGGCUUUGCCAACUAGGUCCUUCCUAGAGUUCACCAUGUUUUCUAGAAUGUUUGUAGAUGCAUUGGAUGGGCUUAUGUAUGAGGAGCACCAUUCAAGUGGACGCUGUUAUCUGAGUUUGUCCAAAGAUAAACACUGCUAUUCGCGGCUUCUCGAGCUACUUGUAAAUGUUUGGGCAUACCACAGUGCAAGGCGGAUGGUGUAUGUGAACCCGGAGACGGGUGCAAUGCAGGAACAUCACAGAUUGAAGAGCCGGAAAGGUCAAAUGUGGAUAAGAUGGUUCUCAUACACCACACUUAAGAGCAUGGAUGAAGAUUUUGCGGAGGAGGCAGAUACCGAGCACUCUACUCGGCGGUGGUUGUGGCCAUCAACGGGUGAGGUCUUCUGGCAAGGUGUAUAUGAGCGAGAACGGAGUUUAAGGCAUCGGCAAAAAGAAACUAGGAAGCAAAGAAGUAGGGAAAAGAUUGGUAGAAUUAGGAGGCGAACCCACCAAAAAGUAAUAGGGAAGUAUGUGAAGCCCCCACCAGAUUCAAACACGACGAUGGUUACAGAAACGAUUUCUGGAUCAAACUAAUAUCAUUGGGGUUUUGGCAUCAUUUGAAGUAGAGUUAAUUCGCAAAUUCUUUUCAUUUUAUAGGUUUAUUUUUUUAAAAUUUUUUUGAUUGGAAGGAUGCAUGAAUAUGUGUAUUCGGUAUGAGCGUCUUGUAUCCUUCUGGCCAUUGAGCUUCUUUAGUGGCUAAAUGUAUUAUAGUUUUACUUUUUUGCUUUUUCUUACCUCCUUUUUAUUUGUUAAAAAGAUGAUACAUUCUUUGAAAGACAGAAAUUGGGGAGGCUUAGACAUUUUUAACCAUCGAGCACUCUUCCCUGUUUGGCUGUUUGUGUGGGGGAAUGAAUGGAUUCUUUGCCAGCAACUUUGUA